This is a messenger RNA of Manduca sexta (tobacco hornworm), 1656 nucleotides long. RefSeq names its product la-related protein 1-like. Lineage: Eukaryota; Metazoa; Arthropoda; Insecta; Lepidoptera; Sphingidae. The record is from RefSeq and is a predicted model, not a curated record. Gene Ontology annotation, biological process: positive regulation of translation. Gene Ontology annotation, molecular function: RNA binding. Gene Ontology annotation, cellular component: cytosol; cytoplasmic stress granule.
CCUCCCCUCCCGCGUACGCAGGUACGCGUCGGUCAAUCGGUCAGCGGCGUUGCUCAGGGUCUGGUGGUGCCGUACCCUGGCCUGGCGCUGGGUGCCGGGCUCGGAGCAGGCCUCGGAGCUGGAUUAGCCCAGGCGUAUUACUACGGUGCGGCGGCGGCGACUGCGGCGCCGUACGGAAUCGGACUAGACCAGGGCACGCUGAAGGAUUUGAUCAAGAAACAGAUCGAAUACUACUUCAGCCCGGACAACCUGGCGCGCGACUUCUUCCUUCGCCGCAAGAUGGCCGCCGACGGGACCAUCCCCGUGACGCUUAUAGCUUCGUUCCACCGCGUGCGGGCCCUCACCGGAGACAUGCAGCUGAUCAUAGAAGCUAUACGGGAUUCUGACAAACUGCAGCUUAUCGGCGGGUUCAAUGUACGAACCGCCUUCGAGCCGUUAAAAUGGCCCAUACUAGACAUAACGUCACCAACAAUCGAAAACGAUAAGAUUCGAGCGAUCGACGCCGAGAAGCCGAAAGCCGAAGACUCAAAAGACAAGAGCCCAGAGCCGGAAGUGAUCGAGGAGAAGCUGGUGAGGGACGCGAAGGAGAGCGAGAAGAUCGAGGCUCCGAGCAUAGAUGGGGAAGAGAAAGAGAUGGAGCAGCAUGUGGUGGAUUCAGAGACUGAUAACGGUGCUAAAAUUGAUGAAACAGAGAUUCCACCUGAAGAAAUGAAAGAGGUAAAAGAAGAAAAAACAGAGAAACAAGAGACGGAUGAUAAGAAAUCUGAUUCGAACGAAGAUCCACCGCUGCAGUCGGAGAGUGUAGAAGAGAAACCCGGAGAGAAACGGCGAAAGAAGCAAAUGGUGGGCAUUUUCCCGCUGGCCACGAUGGGGGGUCCGCUGGUCGCGCCCGUGUCGAGUUUGUUGAGGGCCGUGCCCCCGCCGCCGCUGCCCAGGAUGUUCCGCAGCACUCGCGGCGCGGGGGGCGCGGCACCGGCGGCCGGCGUGGCUGUUAGUGCAGGUUCGAGCGCCGCUGCAGCACACAACGACCAUCUCAACCCAGACGUGCCUGAGUUUGUGCCGCAGAACACUAGGAAAGAAGAGUCGAGCGAUAAAAUGGAUCAAAACGACGGCACUCCCGGCUCGGGACCUCUGAGCCCAAAUUCCGAACAAAACACUGACGUGAAACGCCGCACGAAGGCGGGGUCUCGGGAGCGUGCGCCGGCGCCGGGCGCUGUAGCCGCCGCCGAGCCGCCCGACGACGAGCCGCGCGAGGAGCUGCACUUCCAACUCGACGUCGACCUGCCGCCGCCCCGCCACAACACUUUUACUGAUGCUUGGUCCGACGAGGAAUCAGACGCGGAGUUCACCGAUCGCGAUGUGGGCCGUCUUCUGAUCGUGACGCAGACGACUGCGCGUGCGCACAAGCACGACGGACACGACCGUCAAGGUGACUGGACCACGCGCACAAAGAUCACCAAGGAUUUGGAACAGGUGAUCACCGACGGCUUAAGAAGAUACGAAGAGGACUUAUGGAAUGAUACGGAUUAUACAUCAAACGUGGGCGCGGCGUCGUCGUACCGCACGGUGUCGCUGAUCUCGCGCGAGCAGUUCGAGCAGGCCGUGCCCACCGAGCGCCACCGCAACCCGCCCGACCCGCCGCCGCCGCCGCCGCAC